Talaromyces amestolkiae is the source of this 3291-nucleotide messenger RNA. RefSeq lists its product as uncharacterized. Gene Ontology annotation, biological process: response to starvation; autophagy. NCBI's taxonomy places the organism in Eukaryota, Fungi, Ascomycota, Eurotiomycetes, Eurotiales, Trichocomaceae. The transcript is spliced from 2 exons. Gene Ontology annotation, molecular function: protein binding. The record is from RefSeq and is a predicted model, not a curated record. Bases 1 to 3291 code for a protein of 1096 amino acids. Gene Ontology annotation, cellular component: cytoplasm.
AUGCCCCCCGCAGAGUCAGAGGGUUUCUUCCGUCCCGAUAACCAACUCCUCUUCAACGAAAGCCCUCCAACUAACAACCCCAUCCCCGUGCCAGAACCAACCGGAAAAAAGAAGAAGAAGGGAAAGGAUAAGAAUGGAUCUAAAGGAAAAGAUACACCAGCCAAAUCCAUACCGCCCAUGGAGUCAAACGAUAUCCAAUUCUCACCACCGUCCCAAUCAGACCCAUCCUCAUACCCCGGAAAUGUCUUCACCCCGGCUGUCACCAACCCUGCUUUGUCAUCGGUCUCGCCGGUGUUAGACGCGUUAGGCUCCAUCAACCAUGUCGAAAGUGAUACCGCCACACGGACAGGAGCAUGGGCAAAAUCAGUUCCGUUCGGGAAGAGUCCUCCGACUGAUCUACCUGAUCCUGGAUUUAGCAGCGAUUCACCACUAGGUAUUCCGCUCCCCUUUGAACGUCCAGGAUUCGGUAGUCUCAUAUCCUCUUCGGCGUCCCCUCCACCAGCUAGGGCAAGGCCUACAAGUACAAGCUACGGUCACUACGGCAUUACGCCGUCACCUCAUCGUUCGGUAGACCGACAGAAGCGCCAUUCUAUGGGCAGCCAUCUCCAAACGCAGCCCCCAUUACCUCACCUCCCCCAGGCUCAUUUCUAUGGCGCCCCGGAAGUUGACAUUCCGACGCCAAAUCGACUUGGUACGGAUAGUCAAUACUCAUUCUGCGGCUGGGAUAUUAUAUCCGAACAGUCCCUCAAGUCAAGCAAGAUGGGAGGACGAGUACUUGUAGUAGGGACUGAUGGGGGGCUGGAUGUUUUGGCGGUCGAGGACCAGAGAGCUCGCACCGUGGGGAGUCUGACUGGGUUGAAUGGCCGUGUCUUGGAAGCCAAGAUUCUGUCAAAUACAUCCAGAUACGAUCCAUACGCGUCUUCACGUCCCCAUGUAGCCGUUAUUCUUCACGGUCCCAUGGCUCACAAAGAAGAAGCUGCAGAGAUUUCUUCUGUGGGAUCCGAACAGAAUGAGAUCCUUCCGGGCUUGCCAGUGAAACCGGCAUCCAGUGAGCAAAGACCCCAAAGCAAAGAGGAAACGGUAUAUCAAACCAGCGUGGAGAUCUACUCUAUCAAGACCGGAGAGCACAUCACAAGCCUUUUUCAGAGCAAACCUGCUCCUUGUUUUGACAAUUAUCCAAAUUUGUCGUUGUUGGCGCCACCCCCUGUUGGAAAUUUGAAACUACACGCUACUCACAAUUACCUUGUUGUUGCUUGUGGUGUAAGUGGCGAAGUAUUUAUCUAUGGGGUUGUACCGUCUGCUGCUGGAUAUCAGUGUCUUGGGAAAACGUGGACCAGUAUUCAAACAAGAGAGUCCAGGCGCUACUCCACUUCAUCAAGCUCUACAGAUCCCGAUGGAUCUCAGAUUGAUGGACAGCAUGGGACGGUUGUGGAAAGUCCUAUUAUGUCUGUGCAUGGGCGGUGGCUAGCUGUUGUUCCACCCGCAUCUACAGCAAGAGCUCCUCCUUCAGGAAAAGUACCUGUGCACCUUAUCCAGAAGAGGUUACCUGGACUUGAUACUCACAUACCCCCAUCAAAGCCUGCUGUCAACUGCGCCACAGACCUAGGAGAGGGCGAAAGCUUAUUUGAUAAAGUUGCUCGAGGUGUGGCCCAAGAACUCGUCAAAGGUGCUCGAUGGAUGGGAGAUCAAGGACUUCAGGCAUGGAAUAACUACUGGAACAAAGAUCAGCAAGCGCAGAAUGGCAUCUCUCGUCGCUCUCCGCAGUUCGAAUCACAACAGGGAGCGCAUGGCUUGUUCCCUCCUACUCACGGACAGGAGACUGCGGGAACACCGCCAUCAGAGCCGGACUUGAUUUCGAUCUUUGACUUGAAGAGGAUGGAGGAGGGGCACGAUUCGAAAGGACCCGCAUCCGCGAUUAUAGCUACUUUUCAACCUCCAAAUGGGUGCAGCUUUCUGUCAUUUGGGCCCAACGGACAUAUGCUGCUCAGCGCCAGCCGGAAAGGCGAUGUGCAAUAUGUGUGGGAUCUUAUGCAAGCCAAGAAUUGCAGAUCUGCUGUCUUCUUGUCUGAUGAGUUGGCAAGCAACAGUGCUGCUACAGCUCAUGUGCGAUUGGUGGCACGCUAUUCACGUCUGACUACGUCGAAUAUUGUUGAUGUAGUUUGGACGCACCCAAUCGGAGAGAGAUUUGCCGUGGUUACACGCAAAGGGACAGUACACGUUUUUGACGUUCCUCGACCCGCCUUUCAAUGGCCACCCCUACGACGAGUGCAGUCCAAGUCCAAGCGCAACAAGCCUGAAGAAAAGCCAUCAGCAACGCCUAAUCUAGAGGAAUCGGGAUCUUCAAGCCCAUUUGCUGCCGCGAUGAAACUCGUCGGAGGCUCGACGCAGCCCAUCCUUGCGGCAGUGAGAGGCCGCGCUCCUAGUGUUGGGGCCAACUUUUCUGCAACGUCUAGCUUUGGCACUGCGGCUGGAAUUGGCGGUAAAGCGGUAGCAGCAGGAUUAAGCAAAUCGAUGGGCGCUGCGACUGGUACUGUCAAUACACUACGUCAUGUGGGAGAGAAUCGACUGCAUCUGGCCGGCUUCUCUAGAGACCCUGUACCAUUUCGUGUAGUUUGGAUACCUACUCGCAAUGAGUGUUUAUUAGGUGUUGUGGACUAUGGCAUAUUCAAAUUGUAUAAGAUCAAAUGCCACACGGACAGACAAAAAGGAAGACGACAACAGCCCGUGAUUGGGGCAAAGGUUCUUGAGCUCAAGCUUCCAUCUUACUUGCGGAACCCAUGCGGGCCACUGCAGAUUGGUCUACCUGCCGAUGGACAUAUCAACGGAAGCUGGACAUUGCCGUCUCACGUACCGCAUUCUUCCUCGGCGUCAAAAAUGAAGUUUCAACCAUUAUCGCAAGCAGAGAUUGAAACCAAUACUCCUUAUCAGCCUUUCCAUACUGACCGAAGGGUAAAUUUGCAUGUUUUUACUGAUGCGGCCCCUAUUUCCGGCCACGCCCAGGGGCCUUGGGUAUUCGGAAAUGACAUUGCUACUCAGAGGCUUCACGUGCGACCAAUCAACCAGAGUGAUGAAGAGGAAGAGGAAGUCAUGGAUCGAUUGAGUGGUGCACCGGAGAUGGAAAAUCUGAUCAGACUUGGAAACAGCACAGAUCAAGUUGAAGAAGUAGUCAUCACGACGAGGAGAAAGAAGAGACAUGCAGAUGUGCCAUCUGUUGCGUCACCAGCAGACGACGACGGAGGAUUUUUCGAGAAUGACUGCGAUAUAUUGGAUUUUGCACGAGAUCGAGUCUGA